Culex pipiens pallens (northern house mosquito) is the source of this 1050-nucleotide messenger RNA. Its product is annotated as NFU1 iron-sulfur cluster scaffold homolog, mitochondrial-like. The record is from RefSeq and is a predicted model, not a curated record. Gene Ontology annotation, molecular function: iron ion binding; iron-sulfur cluster binding. NCBI's taxonomy places the organism in Eukaryota, Metazoa, Arthropoda, Insecta, Diptera, Culicidae. Gene Ontology annotation, cellular component: mitochondrion. The coding region runs from base 116 to 910 and encodes 264 amino acids. The transcript has 2 exons. Gene Ontology annotation, biological process: iron-sulfur cluster assembly.
CACAAAUCAGCUGUCAAUUUCGAUUCGAACGUCGCUCGUUGUGAAAUUUAAGCAAAAUAAAAACUAAUUUCAGGAGGAAAAUUCAAACGCGCAAUUUGAUUUAAAUCGCCGAAAAAUGUACAGAAAUACUCUAAAAACAGUGCCCACCUUGCGUGCCCUGCUGUACGGCACACAAAAAGUCGUAUCUCAAAUGCCGCACAAGUCUUUCACGUCCCUGCAAAAAUCUCCCCUCCGCCACACGGUACCCGCGGCAAGCUUCGUCCCCCAGCGUGCCAUGUUUAUCCAAACGCAGGACACCCCCAAUCCGGACAGUCUCAAAUUCCUGCCGGGCGUCUCCGUGCUGGAGAAAGGUCAAACCAUGGAUUUCCCCACCCAGGCGUCGGCCCUGUGCAGUCCCCUGGCUAAGCUGCUGUUCCGCAUCGAGGGCGUCCGGUCGGUGUUUUUCGGACCGGAGUUUGUGACCAUCUCGAAGCAGGAGGAAGCCGAGUGGCGGCUCAUCAAGCCGGAGGUUUUCGCCGUUAUUAUGGACUUUUUCGCGUCCGGACUGCCGGUGGUGACCGAUGCCAAGCCCACCGGGGACACGCAGAUCAACGAGGACGACGACGAGACGGUGCAGAUGAUUAAGGAGCUGCUGGACACGCGGAUUCGGCCGACGGUGCAGGAAGACGGGGGGGAUAUUAUCUACAUGGGCUACGAGGACGGCGUGGUGAAGCUGAAGAUGCAGGGCUCGUGUUCUUCGUGUCCCAGUUCGAUCGUAACGCUGAAGAACGGCGUGCAGAACAUGCUGCAGUUUUACAUCCCGGAGGUGGUUUCGGUGGAGCAGGUGAACGAUCUGAGGCCGGUGGACGAGAUUGCCGAGAAGGAGUUUGAGAAGCUGGAGAGCAAGAUGCAGCAGAAGGAGGAUAAAUAGGAUGUACGAGAUUGUUAGGGUGUUGCUAUUGUAAAUAGAGUUUGCUUGGAGUACCUUCUCGACGAGGGUUCGAAUUUAUUUGUAGAAGACGUGGAAAAAAAUAAAGCUUUAUGUGCUUUGCAGACAUCUCAAAACCAUAA